This is a messenger RNA of Haplochromis burtoni (Burton's mouthbrooder), 957 nucleotides long. RefSeq names its product olfactory receptor 1500-like. Gene Ontology annotation, biological process: G protein-coupled receptor signaling pathway. NCBI's taxonomy places the organism in Eukaryota, Metazoa, Chordata, Actinopteri, Cichliformes, Cichlidae. The annotation marks the transcript as partial. Gene Ontology annotation, cellular component: membrane. Gene Ontology annotation, molecular function: olfactory receptor activity; G protein-coupled receptor activity. The record is from RefSeq and is a predicted model, not a curated record. The transcript has a single exon.
AUGGAAUUUUUAAAUUCAGCUGUUGGGAAAAACAUCACAUUUGUGAAACCUGCAUAUUUCAUAAUAAGUGCAUUUAAUGGCAUAGCUAAUAUUAGGUAUUACUUUGUCUUUCUGUGCUUUAUUUACAUUUUUUCAGUGGUGGGAAACACACUACUGAUGAUUGUCAUAAUUUUGGAUCAUACAUUGAGAAGUCCAAAACAUAUUGGAGUUGUGAACUUUGCAUUUACAGACCUGUUAAGUAGCUCUGCUUUGAUGCCAAAGCUUGUUGACAUUUUUCUGUUUAACCAUCACCAUAUCUCCUACAAUGACUGCUUGGCAUUCAUGUUUUUCUGCUUGACCUUUUUUGCAGCUCAGGCUUUUAAUCUGGUUGUGUUGUCCUUUGACAGAGUCCUGGCUAUCACGUACCCGCUGCACUACCAAAUGAGAAUCAGCCACAAGCUCAUUUUAUCUUUGAUCGCUUUUUUCUGGCUUCUUGCAAUUACUAUCAUACUCACUGCAGUUGGUCUUCUCACAAGACUUUCUUUCUGUGACUCUGUGGUUAUUCAGAGCUUUUUCUGUGAUCAUGGACCUGUGUAUCAGCUUGGCUGCAAUGAUCUUACUCCAAAUCGUGUAAUUGCUCAUUUGGCACCAGUUCAUGUUCUUUGGGUUCCACUGGCAUUUAUCGUGGGAAGUUACUGCUGUAUUGGUUAUUCUUUGUCAAAAACUGUUACAUGUAGGGAAAGACUAAAGGCUUUAAAAACCUGCACAAGUCACCUUUCAUUAGUGGCAAUUUAUUUCCUCCCUGCACUAUUUAUCUUUACCUUUGGGAGUACAAUACUUCCAAAUGCAAGGACUGUAAGUCUAUCUUUGGCCACUGUCAUGCCUUUGACUUUAAAUCCAAUAAUCUAUGGUCUUCAGACACAGGAAAUCAAAGAAUCGUUAAAGAAGUUAUUAAAAGUUAAAAUGCAAUUUAAAAUU